Syngnathus typhle (broad-nosed pipefish) is the source of this 5237-nucleotide messenger RNA. RefSeq names its product NACHT, LRR and PYD domains-containing protein 3-like. The record is from RefSeq and is a predicted model, not a curated record. Gene Ontology annotation, molecular function: protein binding. The coding region runs from base 659 to 3934 and encodes 1091 amino acids. NCBI's taxonomy places the organism in Eukaryota, Metazoa, Chordata, Actinopteri, Syngnathiformes, Syngnathidae. The transcript has 7 exons.
GUGCAAAACGCCAUUGCCUGGCUAGCGGCUACAUUGGGGGAGACGAGGAGUUUUUCAUCCUCCACCUCUUCCUCUGUCCUCCUCUUCCCACUCAUCCUUUGGCUCCUCCUUCCUACUCAUGCCUCAUCCUCUUCCUGGUCCGUCCGUCCUUCAACUCACUUUCUCCUCGCAUCCCUCCCUCCAUCCUCCCACUCCCGCCUUCUUUUGCAUCCUGACUCAAGUGAGGGUCAAAUUCGAUUGAGAUGAUGACGCAAUCAUACGAACGCAAUGCUCUCGUAUCAGACGCUUGCUCGAUCACCCGCUCGUUUGCUGUCACAAUGUACCCUACACCAUUCCGACACAUUUCUUUGCUAUCGCGUUUGCUAGCGCAUGCGCAGUGAUAUUGACCGGCAGAAUAACAUCCGGUUGUUCCCAAAGAUGAUCUUUUUUCUGAAAUAAUUUUACGGUAACGGACUUAGGUAAGCGUACAAAUUUGGGUGCGUAUUAUACAUGGGUACAGGCUUUUUUUCCAGCAUCGACAUGCCAUUUUUAUGUAUUAUGCACGGGGGCGCAUUAUACAUGGAAAAACACGGUAUGUUGGGAAGGCGCUUGCUCGCUCGCUCUCUCACACGGUGAGACCAGACGACGCGAAGGAGAGCGAGAGUUUUACGGGGGAAAGAUGGCUCAGGAUGCCGAGAGCAAGGAGCUGCUGUUGGAAACGCUGGAAGACCUGGGGCAGGAGGACUUCAAGAAGUUCAAGUUUUAUAUUGAUCUGGCUCAGAGCAAAAAAGAAAACGCAGACCGGACUGACAUCGCCGAAGUGCUGGUGAACAGGUACAGCAAGAACGCUGUGGCGGAGACCAUUAAGAUUCUGGAGAAGAUCAACAACUAUGAACUGGCCCAGAAGCUGCAAAUCAAAGGUGUCAACCGUGCGCCCUCAGAUAGCAUCUCCUUAGAGGUCCAGAUGGGCAAAUUCAAGCGGGAGCUGCAAGAGAACCUGCGGGCCAUGUACUGCAAGGCUCCAGAGGGCAACACGGAGCGCAGCCGGCAGGAGGCUCUGGAGAGCGUCUACAUCAAGCUCCACAUUAGCCGCGGCGUCGCUGGUCACCCCGACAAGCAGCACGAGGUCCUUCAGAUGGAGAUGCGCGGCCAAGACGAGGAGUCCAUCGAUCCGUGCGACAUCUUCAAAAGCGAGAUGCCCCUUCGCACCAUGGUCACCGUGGGCUUCGCGGGCAUCGGGAAGACCUUCCUGGUGCGCAAGUUUGUCCUGGACUGGGCCAACGGGACAACUAACACAGACGUGGACUUCAUCUUUCCCUUGCCCUUCCGCGAGUUGAACUUGGAGGAGGAAAAACGCUUUUCGCUCGCAGAGCUCAUCCAGCACUUCAUGUGCCACAGCAAGGCAGCCAUCGAGAUGCUGAAGGACAUCUUGGGCAGGCUGCAAGAUUUGGGCAAGCGCACCUACCAAAGCAGCAGCGUCAAGAUUUUGUUUGUGCUGGACGGCUUGUACGAGUGUCGCCUCAAACUGGACCUGAGCGAUGAGCGCAAGGAGCGCCUGGAUGUGACCCAAGCGUACCCCGUGGAGGUCCUCCUGGCGCAUCUCAUCAAGGGGAACCUGCUUCCCUGCGCCCGGCUUUGGAUCACCACGCGGCCCCAGGCGGCCCCCGACAUCCCGCCGCGCCUGGUGGACGGCAGAACCGAGGUGAAAGGCUUCAGCCGCUCCCAGAGGCUGGACUACUUCAGGAAGAAGUUCCCCAAAGACGAGGAGGACGUCAUCAAGCACAUCCAAAAGUCCCGCAGCAUUUUCAUCAUGUGCCACAUGCCCAUCUUCUGCUGGCUCACCGCCACCGUUCUCCGAGAUUAUUGGAAGCACGGAAAGAAGCUGCCCGAAACCCUGACCGAGAUCUACACAGAGUUCCUACUCUAUCACCUGGGCAGGUCCGAGGAGCGAGGCGACCAGAAGCCCACGGAGUACGUCAAAGCGCUGGCCAAGAUGGCUUUUCGGCAUCUCAUGAAAAAGCAACAGAUCUUCUACGAGAGCGACUUGCGGGAAAGCGGCUUGGAUGACCCGCAGGUCGCAAAACAUUCGGGAGUGUUCACCGAGGUCUUCGAGGAGGUACCGCCGCUCAAGAAAUACCAACGCGGCAAGAUGUUUCAGUUCAUCCACCUGAGCAUCCAGGAAUAUCUGGCCGCUCUCUACGUGAUGAUGAGCCUGUUCCAGGACAACAGGAACGUGCUGGGAGAGCUCCCGAUGCAUUGCGAGCAGACGUCGCUCGUCCGGGUCCACCAGGCGGCCGUCCUCAAAGCCUCAGAAAGUGAGGGAAACCUGGACUUGUUCCUCCGCUUCUUGGUGGGCCUUUCCUUGCAGUGCAACCAGGAGCUCAUGGGCGAGCUGCUGAAGGCUCCCAAGAACUUCAGCCACAGCAACGCAGAAACAGUCCGCUUGAUCGAGCAACAGAUAGAUAAGAACUCUCCUGAGGAGAACAUCAACUUGUUCUACUGCCUGAAAGAGCUGAAGGACGAGUCCCUGCUGAAGCAGAUCCAAAAGUACCUAAAAGAAUUGCGGUUCCACGAUGACAACGUACCUCCGGCCAUUUGGUCGGCCCUGCUCUUCUUCUUGCGGGCUUCUGACGAAGCAAUGAGCUGCUUCGAACUCUGGAAAUACGCUCCGUCUGAGAAGGGGCUCCUGAUGCUGCUGCCGGUGGUCAAGGCUUCUCGAAAAUCAGUGCUCCACCACUGCGAGCUGAGCAAGAAAAGCUGCGAGGCGCUGGCCUCCGUUCUAAGCUCGUCCCGCACCCUGAGCCAUCUGGAUCUCAGCUUCAACGACUUGCGUGACGACGGGCUGGAGGCGCUCGCCGUCGGACUGGCAAAGCCGCAGUGCACCUUGCAAGUCCUCGGGCUCGAGAGCUGCAACCUGAGCAAGAAAAGCUGCAAGGCGCUGGCCUCCGUUCUAAGCUCGCCCUGCAGCCUGAGGGAGCUGGAUCUCAGCCACAACGAUUUGCGUGACGACGGGCUGGAGGCGCUUGCCGCCAGACUGGCAAAGCCGCAGUGCACCUUGCAAGUCCUCGGGUAUGGCGCUCCUCCACCCCGUCGAGCGAGCGGCAGAAGGCCAGCCGGCCCAAGAACCUUGGGCUUGGGUCAGCCGGCCGCCCUCUUGUCUUCUCAGGCUCCAGUGCUGCAAUCUGAGCAAGAAAAGCUGCGAAGCGCUGGCCUCCGUUCUAAGCUCGUCCUGCAGCCUGAGGGAGCUGGAUCUCAGCCUCAACGACUUGUACGACGACGGGCUGGAGGCGCUCGCCACCGGACUGGCAAAGCCGCAGUGCACCUUGCAAGGGCUCAAGUAAGGCUCUCCUCCACCCCUGUCGAGCGAGCGGCAGAAGGCCAGCCGGCCCAAGAACCUUGGGCUUGUGUCAGCCGGCCGCCCUCUUGCCUUCUCAGGCUCAUUCACUGCAACCUGAGCAAGAAAAGCUGUGAGGUGCUGGCCUCCGUUCUAAGCUCGCCCGGCAGCCUGAGGGAAUUGGAGCUCGGCGACAACGACUUGGGUGACGACGGGCUGGAGGCGCUCGCCGCCGGACUGGCAAAGCCGCAGUGCACCUUGCAAGUCCUCGCGUUCAAUAGCUGCAAGCUGAGCAAGAAAAGCUGUGAGGCGCUGGCCUCCAUUCUAAGCUCGCCCUGCAUCCUGAGGGAGCUGUAUCUCACCCACAACGACUUGUGUGACGACGGGCUGGAGGCGCUCGCCGCCGGACUGGCAAAGCCGCAGUGCACCUUGGAAGUCCUCAAGCUCUGGAACUGCAAAUUGACCAAGAAAAGCUGCGAGGCGCUGGCCAAGGCUCUCCGGUCCAACCCCUCCCACCUCCAAAAGCUGAAGCUGUGGGGCAAUGACAUCGAAGAGGAAGGAAGGCGGGUCUUGGCCGAGGUCCAAAAGGAUCCUCGCUGCAGUGUGGAGAUCACGUGGUAGGUUCCAAACAUCUUCCAGGGCGCUCGCUCGCUCGUCUGAAUGGACCGGCGACACUUGUGCGUUGAAGAAAAUGGGUAGCUACAAAGACAGAUGUGCUCACAGCUCAUGGACUAAAGUACCUAAAGUCACACCAAAAAGAAACAUUUGAAGCAUCUCAUUCUAGCUAGUACACACCAAAUCAAUAACGACCACAGAAGUAGACAUUUUUAGACGAGAUGUGAUGGACUAUGUCAGGGGUGUCCAAAUUUUUUGCAAGGAGGGCCAGAUUUGAUAAAGUGAAGGGGCCCGGGGGUCAAUAGUUUUUUCGGACAUUUUUUAACUACAAAAAUGUAGUUAAGUGUACAACACACGGUUAUAAAACAAAUUUCAUUGUCACAAUUGUCUUUAUUUUUCAAAUGACAAAAUAACCAAAUAUGAGUCACUCAGGCAGAUGUGAACAACUCUAAAAACACAAAUUCUGCCUUUCAUUCAUAUGUGAAGAGUCAGAUAACAUUGAACAAACUGUAUGAAAUACCUUACAUUUACAUGAGUUUAAAAUGACUUUUGCCUCAUGAACAUUUUAAACGUGAGUUAUAAGUAAUGCAAAGUUGUCUGUUAUUAUUAAAACUUAAAACUAGUGAAUUUUGCUCUUGUCAUUUACAUUAUCUUUCAGAAAAUAAUAGUUUGUGUCAGGUCUACAGGUCCAUGACAUCAACCGUCUUAACAUGGCCACUUUGUAGCUUGCUUUAGUAAUAUUUAUUUUUGACUCACAGUCCCGUGUGAAGAAUCGCUGUUGUGAUGCCAGUUCAGCUUGGAGCUGCUUCACUUUAUCAGCGCGGUCACUCCCUGUUAGCUGGUCGUUUGUGUUCGCAUGUUUAGUCUGAUAGUGUCUCUUUGAGUUGAAAUCCUUAAACAAGGCAACCGUCUCUUUACAAAUUUCAGUGAUGUACAGUAAUCCCUCGCUACAUCCCGGUUUGUUUAACGCGGUUUUACUACAUCGCAGAUUUUUUUCCCAAAUUGAAAAAAAGAAUUAAAAGUCAAAAUCAAACUUCUAAAUUGAGGAAUUAUUGCACAAAACUUGCCCACACGCGAGCAGAAGGCAAGGAGUGCCCACACAAUUGCAGUGCGUACACUUGUACCUUUUUAAAAAAAAAAAAGAAAAAAGGUUAUUAUAAUAAGAGUUCUAAAAACAUAUUUACAGUGUUGUACCUUGUUAUAGAAAAUUGUUAUAAUAAUAAAAGAGUUCUAAGAACAUAUUUACAGUAUGUACACUUCUACCUUGUUAUAAAAAAUGUAUAAUAAUAAAAGUUGUUCUAAAAACAUA